Messenger RNA from Setaria italica (foxtail millet), 1417 nucleotides. RefSeq names its product nudix hydrolase 13, mitochondrial. Lineage: Eukaryota; Viridiplantae; Streptophyta; Magnoliopsida; Poales; Poaceae. The transcript has 4 exons. Gene Ontology annotation, cellular component: cytoplasm; nucleus. Gene Ontology annotation, molecular function: pyrophosphatase activity. Bases 510 to 1106 code for a protein of 198 amino acids. The record is from RefSeq and is a predicted model, not a curated record.
AGACGGUAGACCCAUGGCCGACCCAACCCGCACGGGCUCGUUUUAUAAAUCCCCCCUCCGUCCAUCAUCUCUGCUCCCGGAACGAACCCCAACCAGCAACCAGUCCAAGAAGAGGAGCAGAGCACCCCCUCCCCCCCUCCUCGAUUCCAAUCAUAGGCCGGCUCGAGGUGCCGCCCAAUUCAACGGGGCUCGCAUUGUUUACUUACUUGGAGCAGCGCCACUGUUCUUCCUCCUCCUCCCGAAUCAUUGUUUACUGGUCGCAGCAGCAGUUUGGCUCGCCCGCAAUUCUUUAGUAGCCUUGCCUUUUUGUCUCUGCUUCGGAUCGUAGGAGGGAGAAGAAAGAAUAGUGGCUCUGUCUCACCGGCUGGCCGGUGCAGGUGUCCAAACUCCAUCGGGCAGAUCAUUGUUUAAAUCGGGGGGGAAGCAGCGUCCAAACUCCAUCGUAAAGAUAGCAAUCCGUUUUCUCAAGCAGCACAGGCAGCUUCGCGCGUCUUUUCUAAGGGAUAACAAUGGCGCCAGGAGGAGAGAAGAAGAUCCUGGUGGCGAGGAAGGGCCGGCUGCGGCAGCGCUACGACGGCGAGUACCGCCUCGUCGCUGGCUGCGUCCCGUACCGCGUGGGCGCCGACGGCCAGCCCGAGCUGCUCAUGGUCUCCACGCCCAACCGGGACGACCUCGUCUUCCCCAAGGGCGGGUGGGAGGACGACGAGGACGUGCACGAGGCGGCCUGCCGCGAGGCGCUGGAGGAGGCCGGGGUCAAGGGCGCCAUCAACAGAACCGCGCUGGGGAUGUGGGUGUUCAGGAGCAAGAGCAGCCCGGUGAGCGGCGACAGCCCCCGGGGCGCCUGCAAGGGCUACAUCUUCGCGCUGGAGGUCGCCGAGGAGCUCGAGCAGUGGCCGGAGCAGGACACCCACGGCAGGCGGUGGGUGUCCCCGGCGGACGCGUACCGCCUGUGCCGGUACGACUGGAUGCGCGAGGCGCUGUCGGCGCUGCUGGGCCGCCUUGCGGCGAAGCCCGCCGCGCAGGAGAUGAGCGACGGCCACGGCGGCGUGUACAUGAUGGUCAAGGCGGCCGCCGCCGCGGCGGACCGGGCGGUGGCGCUCUGCUAGUGCUAGCUCAUCUCUCGAUGCCACGUUGGUGACUGUCCUGAGUCCUGACUGGCUGACGGGUGCUGAUCAAUUAGCAGUCAGAAAUCGUCUGAUCCUCUCUGUUAUGUUCCUUGCAACAAAGCGAGCUGUCCUAUGUGUAUGAAUGAAAUCGUCGUCUGGGGACUGAAGCACGGCCGUUUCGUUGGACUUUUUUUUGGUACAAGGAAGCCAGUGUUUGCGACCUUGUUUGAUCAACCCAGGGCCUGCAUGUAAAUCUGCCAGCAGAGUUUCCUUAACUUUUUUGUGAAUUUGAGCUUCUGAUUGUGUUCUUA